Raphanus sativus (radish) is the source of this 1204-nucleotide messenger RNA. Its product is annotated as prohibitin-4, mitochondrial. Gene Ontology annotation, biological process: mitochondrion organization. Bases 78 to 914 code for a protein of 278 amino acids. The transcript is spliced from 3 exons. NCBI's taxonomy places the organism in Eukaryota, Viridiplantae, Streptophyta, Magnoliopsida, Brassicales, Brassicaceae. Gene Ontology annotation, cellular component: mitochondrion; membrane. The record is from RefSeq and is a predicted model, not a curated record.
ACUCAAAAAAUCAUAAACCCUAACAAAAACCCCUUUCGUCGUCACUCUCGUCCUCGAUUCCUUCUCGGCCUAACACGAUGGGAAGCCAAGCAGCGGUAUCGUUCCUCACGAACAUCGCCAAGGCGGCGUUCGGUCUCGGCGCGGCGGCGACGGCGCUGUCCUCGUCUCUCUACACUGUCGACGGCGGAGAGAGAGCGGUGCUGUUCGAUCGUUUCAGGGGAGUGCUGGAUCAGACCGUCGGCGAAGGGACUCACUUCUUGAUCCCGAUUCUCCAGAGGCCUCACAUCUUCGACAUCCGCACCAAGCCUCACACCUUCUCCUCCGUCUCCGGUACCAAGGAUCUCCAGAUGGUUAAUCUCACCCUCCGUGUUCUCUCUCGCCCCGAGGUGUCGCGUCUCCCUACAAUAUUCCAAACAUUGGGUGUGGAGUAUGACGAGAAGGUUCUUCCCUCGAUUGGAAACGAGGUCUUGAAGGCUGUGGUUGCUCAAUUCAACGCUGACCAGCUCCUCACGGAGCGUCCUCAAGUGUCGGCACUUGUGCGUGACUCUCUCAUCAAGCGUGCCAGGGACUUUAACAUCGAGCUUGACGACGUGGCCAUCACGCAUUUGUCGUACGGUAUGGAGUUCUCGAGGGCGGUGGAGGCGAAGCAAGUGGCGCAGCAGGAAGCGGAGAGGUCCAAGUUUGUGGUGAUGAAGGCUGAUCAGGAGAGGAGAGCCGCGGUUAUUAGAGCUGAAGGUGAGAGUGAAGCUGCUCAGUUGAUUUCUGAUGCAACGGCUAAAGCUGGAAUGGGACUGAUCGAGCUCAGGAGGAUUGAGGCUUCGAGGGAGGUUGCAGCUACACUGGCUAGGUCUCCUAACGUCGCUUACUUGCCCGGUGGACAGAGCAUGCUCUUUAACCUGAACGCUGGUCGUUGAGCAAGCAAUUGGUGGGGAGAGGAGAGCUUAAGUGACAAAAGAGCAAUGGAGUAGAGGAUUUAGUUUAAUGGUGUUGGUCUUUUCUUUCUGAUUAAACAAUGUGAAAAAGAGAAACUUUAGUUGCUAUUAAAAGCCCAUUUAUUUAGGUUACUUCCGUUUCAGUGUUGGUGAAGUUUCAUUUUUAUAACAUUGUUGUCUCUCUCCCUCCUAUCGAUUUGUUUCUUACUGCAAUUUCUUAUGCAGUACUAGACGCAACAUAUUAUUUACCUAAAGGCUUCAUAGCUUCUUUA